Sinocyclocheilus rhinocerous is the source of this 4431-nucleotide messenger RNA. Its product is annotated as ran-binding protein 10-like. The transcript is spliced from 15 exons. Gene Ontology annotation, molecular function: protein binding. Lineage: Eukaryota; Metazoa; Chordata; Actinopteri; Cypriniformes; Cyprinidae. The record is from RefSeq and is a predicted model, not a curated record.
AUAUACAUGCUCAAGCGAUAGAAUUAUGAGUUGUGUUAAAAACUACAAAUCCUAGACUGCGUUUUACAGCCGCGAUUGAAUUAGGUAUGGGUCAUGUAGUUGAUGGCACUUCCCUCAUGUCAGCAGUGUGCACUGCGCAGGGCUUUGUGUUCAACUACAGUACCCACACGUCACUGUAGAGCGGCUGCUAUCCGGGGAUAUCUCACCGCUGCUGUUUCUCUCCUUAGUCUAGCGCUCUCUGCUUUUUAGCGGAUUGACACAACAGGGUAGGAUUACUAGGAGGAAUACAAAAACAUAAGCAAAAAUGGCAGAGCUUGGAGCGGGGAGCCUGCUAACAGGAGAUCCUGCUUUUAAUUAUCAAGAGCAUGAGCUAAACGAGCGUUUGAAGCGGCUGUACCCGGCCGUGAAUGAGGAAGAGACCCCCUUACCCCGAUCUUGGAGCCCCAAGGAUAAGUACAGCUACAUCGGGCUCUCACAGAAUAAUCUGCGGGUGCAUUACAAAGGCCACGGAAAAAACCACAAAGAUGCAGCGUCUGUACGGGCCACCCAUCCUAUCCCUGCUGCUUGUGGCAUCUACUACUUUGAGGUGAAGAUUGUAAGCAAAGGAAGGGAUGGGUACAUGGGAAUUGGACUGUCUGCCCAGGGUGUCAACAUGAACAGACUGCCUGGUGAGUAAAUUAAUCUAAUACCACACCACAAGCCCCCUGACGGACACUCCUUUUGCUCCUCAGGGACUGGCCAACCGUAUGGCCCAACCUUCACAACGGGCGACGUCAUUGGCUGCUGCGUGAACCUCAUCAAUAACACAUGCUUUUACACCAAGAAUGGGCACAGUUUAGGUGUGGCUUUCACAGAUCUGCCACCUAACCUGUACCCCACAGUAGGGCUACAGACUCCAGGGGAGAUAGUAGAUGCUAAUUUUGGCCAGCAGCCUUUUGUGUUUGACAUUGAGGACUACAUGAGCGAAUGGAGGGCCAAGAUCCACAGCAUGAUUGCCCGCUUCCCCAUCGGAGAAAGACUGGGAGACUGGCAGUCUGUUCUGCAGAAUAUGGUGUCCAGCUACCUAGUGCAUCAUGGGUAUUGUGCCACAGCAAUGGCCUUUUCCAGAGCCACAGAAACCAUGAUCCAAGAGGACCAAACCUCCAUAAAAAACAGACAGAGAAUACAGAAGCUGGUAUUGGCAGGACGUGUUGGAGAAGCCAUUGACGCAACACAGCAGUUGUACCCCGGACUCCUAGAACACAACCCCAAUUUACUCUUCAUGUUGAAGUGUCGGCAAUUUGUGGAGAUGGUGAAUGGUACAGAUAGUGAGGUACGGUGCUUUAGUGUCCACUCUCCUAAAUCACAGGACAGCUAUCCUGGCUCCCCCAACCUGAGCCCGCGGCACGGAGCCACCAAUGCUCACUUGCACAACACAGGAGCAGACAGUCCCACAUGCAGUAACGGGGUCACCCCUACUAACAAAAAUAAGAGCCACAACAAAUACACAGGCGUAAGCUCCGCCUCCUCCUCUCCAUCCUCCUCUCCUUCCUCCGUCAAUUACUCAGAGUCUAACUCUACCGACUCCACCAAGUCACAGCACCACAGUGCCACCAGCAACCAGGAGACUAGUGAUAGUGAGAUGGAAAUUGAGGCAGAACAUUACAGCAACGGCGUGACAGAAAGCUCAACUCGCAUUAUGAAUGGCACAUAUAAACACCAGGAAAUCCUGCAGGCGGAUGACAGCAGUGUUGGCAAUGGAGUAGCAGAUGACAGCUGCAGCUCAAGACAGCUGUGUGGAGGAAACCAGGCGGCCACAGAGAGAAUGAUCCAGUUCGGCAGAGAGCUUCAGGCCCUCAGCGAGCAGCUCUGCCGCCAGUACGGCAAGAACGCCACUCACAAAAAGAUGCUGCAGGAUGCAUUCAGUCUGCUGGCGUACUCAGACCCCUGGAACUGCCCCGUGGGCCAGCAGUUGGACCCCAUGCAAAGAGAGGCGAUCUGCUCCGCUCUCAACAGUGCUAUUCUGGAGUCUCAGAAUCUGCCCAAACAGCCUCCACUCAUGCUGGCUCUGGGUCAGGCCACUGAGUGCGUGCAGCUGAUGGCCAGGGUUCGCUCUGGUUCCUGCUCCUUCGCCAGAGUCGACAACUUUUUGCACUAGCGCCAGUCCAGGUGAGAACACCAAGGCAGUGUUCAGGACAGCUAUGAGGAGGACUUUCCAGUUGGUUGCCAUGACGAGAACACGCGUUUGAAUUGGUGUGUCGCUUGCCGUUUGCCAGAGGCAGCCGAGCAGAAUGAAUAGAAACAUGAGAAGAGAGGCUUCUUUUUAAUUUAGUAUUAUCAAAUACAAAUUGUGUGACACUAUUUAAAGAUAAUUAAUUAUUCUGUUUAUCUAGUCAUUUUUAUUUUAGUUUAUAUUUUGUCCGUUUGUUGUGCUCAUCUUGAAACAAAUCAACUUCCCAAACUAUUUUUUUUUUCAUGGGUGAAUUCAGUGCAUAGUAUUUCAAGCGUACCAUAUCAAAAAUAUACAUAAAGGUAAGUUCCUACUGAAAAUUUGAGCUACGCACUCUGAUUUUUCUCAGUCAGAGCUCAGGUAUUUAGACAGAUCUUUCUUUAGUCGGCAUAUUUGCGGACACAGGUGUCGCUUCACCAGAUCAUACUGUGGGUUUUUAAGCAGGUCCUUUUCUAUGUACAAGCAAAUUCUAUAGGUUUUUUUUUAUUAUUUGGUCAACCUUAACAGCCCCUUUAGAAAUGAAAUGGACGUUGGUGUUGCGCAUACGUGAAUUAAGUGUGAAUUAAAUUUUAAUUGGCGUAAGUGUGCGAGAGAGGGUGAGAUAAUGCAUGACUCCUAGCGUCUUUUAAGCUACUUUAGUAUCUCAGGCACCAGCACGAGUUUCAUUAGACACAAUCACACAGUGACGACGACGCAGACUUGUCCUUGGGUCCAAUGUAGAUGAGUUAUAUUUUCAACCAUAGACCUUUGCCCAAAAAUGGAUCUAUUUUACCUGUAUUUUACCAUCUUUAUAGCAGUGAGUAUCAUGCAAAUGUCAACCUUCACUUUUUAAGUUUUAAGUUAGGUAUAUUGAAGUUAACAAGUGGUUUUCUGAUUUGUGUGGCUGUACCAAAUAAAAACGCAAAAUUUUUGACAAAAGAAAAUUAAGGGCAGUAGUUUGAUUACUGAGAAGCUCCGCUGAAGCUUACAGACUAACUUCGUAUACAAAGUCUUUACGUUUUAUACCCAUGUGAAUAGUGUCACUGUUGAUAGUUUUCCUGUUAGAUUAAUAACUACAAACUGACACCGUUUCAACUUGUUAUUGGUUGUUUCAUUGGCUGUUAAGUACUGUUGUUCAAGUUUCUUACCAUUGGAUGCACUGUACUUCAAUUAAUGCACAUGAUGCAUUACUGUAUCUGUCUACCUCUCCUGUUCAGUAAUGGAGGUACAGAGUAUGAACUUGCAGCGUGCAAGACAAUUGACUGACCCAGCGUUCCUGCAAAUGAACAGAAACAAACUAAAAAAAAUUGUAUUGCUUAUUUAGCACCUAGAACAUCUCCUUAAAUUGCAAUCAUCUUUGUUGCUCCAGAACUUCACUUCGACCUCAUAUCAGUGCAAUUGUUUUGGUUUUUUCCCUCCCCGAUGUCCUUUGUAAAUGUGAUGUUAACUGGCUCAGGCACUUAACACUUUUUAUUUCCCAUUAGCAGCCUGUGUUUCUUUUUUUCUUUUUUUUUAAAAAUCUGAUCAUCCUUGAAGGAAAAACUAUAAAUCGAUCCCAUGUCAACCCAGCAUUUUACUUGCCAGCACGCCGCUGUGGUGUUGAAUGUAGUUUAGCCGAUUUUAUUUCCCACAUUUUUUGCUGCUGGCCAUCAUGAGAUUGUUACAUUCCCGUAUCUACACCAGCUUUUGUUCAUUUCAGUUAUACCUCGUUUACUCUUAGGACAGUGCUGUCUAGUUUGUUGUAUCAUGACAGGCGUUUUAACGGAAGGUAUGUGUAGUGCAGGUUGACCUGCAGAUCAUCUGGCUGAAGUCAUAGGUCACAGGGUCGCUGGAAGGUUGCACGUGCUCCUCAGUAGCUAAAAUAAAGUUGACCUUCCCAACUCUGGAGUUACAUAAUGAAUAUAGGCGCUAAGGCAAAGUAAAAUCACAGAUUACACUGUUUUGGAGCCCCACCAUUUGUUUUUAGCAGUGUGUAUGUGUCAGUCUGAUUGUGUGGGGCGGGAAUUUUACACAUCCUGAUCCCUAACAAUCUUGUUUUACCAUUUUACGCCGCUAAAUGGGUCAAUUUGGUUGUUAAAUGGUGGUAUCAUGUUGCAUGGGGACAUCUUGUGUAACUUUUUACUUAUGUUUGAGUUACAAAAUUGCAGUUUAUAUAGAAGCACUCUUCUACUGACAUGUACGUUGUAGAUCUUUUGUCAUGGGGCGGUUUUUUAAUGUCAAGUAUGUUUUGGAACUCAUCAUAA